This is a messenger RNA of Brassica napus (rape), 1638 nucleotides long. RefSeq lists its product as uncharacterized. The coding region runs from base 696 to 1454 and encodes 252 amino acids. NCBI's taxonomy places the organism in Eukaryota, Viridiplantae, Streptophyta, Magnoliopsida, Brassicales, Brassicaceae. The record is from RefSeq and is a predicted model, not a curated record. The transcript has 2 exons.
UUUUGACAACUUUGCAGGGUCCAGACCAAGAUUCCUUUUACAACAUGUCAAAGGUUUCAGACAGCUUCCUUUCUCUUUCUCUUGGGUAAGUUAAGUUACAAAUACUGUUGUAUUUUAUUGAACAUCUUAGCUGGGACACUUGCUUCUUUCCUGCAAUUAGGUUUUGCAUAUUUGAUUAUACACCUGAUAAUGAUCUGAAAAAUCUUCAGAAACCUUCUUGUUCUUGCAUGUUCGUGCUUCACGACAGUCAAAAACACUGCCGGUACCAAUCGGGUCUAUAGAGUAUCCAAACUAGCUCGCCUUUAGAAGCAUGAUCAGGCUGUUAAGAUAUAUCGUAAAAAAAAACUUCAAGGUGGCUCACGUUAUCAGUCUUCAGCUUAGGAGAACAGAGGGGAAAGAAAUAAAAAGAAUAAACUGUUACCUUUGAAGACAAAGUAGAAGGCAAGGUAGGUACUUAUUCAACCCUUGAAAAUCUCAUUUUAGACUCUUUUUUUUGUUUUGGUUCUUUUUUUCGUCUCUUGUAGUAGUGGAACGCCACAUCCAUUAUUUUAAUAGAAGUUUUCAACCUCUUAAUACAUAAGACUUUUGGAGCUUUAAUCUCUUAAACGUUUCAAAACAUUAUGAUCUUCAAAACAAAAGUCUCUGAGCAGAGUUUCAUCUUUCCUUUUCCUCCAUAACAAGCAAAACGGACCAUUAUGAUCUUUGCGGAGUCAAGUCACCAGCGGAUAUCGUUCGCGGGCGAUCUCGGCCAAUCAGAUAAAGCACUUACAAUUGAACAACAACAACAGCCAUCAGGAGUGGUUAGAAGAGACACAACACUUUUAGAUUCAGAAUUCGAGUUCCACACUUCAAGAAGCUUUGAUUCCUCACCAGCUGAUGAGAUCUUCGCUGAUGGGAUGAUCCUUCCUUUCCAAGCAACAUCCUCCAUGCCAAAACGUCGUUACAAGUACGAGCUCCCUCCUAUCGUCUCCUCUAUUCCUCCUCCUCCUACUCCGCCGCCAUUGCCAUCACCGCAACAGUCGAGAAAAUACUGUCAGAAGGAGACUCCCGUGGCAGAAACAUCUUCAUCAAAGUCGUUUUGGAGCUUCAGUAGAAGCUCGAGCCUUAACUGCGAUAUAAAGAAGAGUCUUAUAUGUUCCUUUCCUCGUUUGACAAGAAGCAUUUCCACAGGAUCAGUGAUGAAUUCGAAGAGGGCAAUGCUUAGGGACGUUGACAAGCAUAGCUCGCUGAGACAUGGAGGAGCCCCACGUCCACAAGCGGAUCCUUCAUCUUGUCCUCCCUCUUCCUGCUGCAGCUCGUAUCAGUUCAGGCCACAAAAGCAAUCUGGAAAGAACAGCUGCAGCAGCAGAGGAGGAAGCUUUCGGAUUACUCCAGUGAUAGGUGGUCCAUCUCCGUCUGGAUUAGGAUCUAUCUUACGACUUUCGAAAGAUAAGAAGACCAAGAACACAAAGUAGGACUUCUCUCAUUGUUUUUAUUUUGUUUUUGUGUAACGCUUGAGAUUCUGCAACACCACAUAGAUACAUUUAUUACCAUUAUCAGAGUUGUGAUUUACUUAUAAGGUAACUGAUAAGCAUGUUGGAACUAAUACAAAUCUUGAUUGAUCUGUUAUUUACUCUUUUUAUAUAUUUUAUCAUGUCA